AGCAGCUCGACGUUGGAAACAUGCUCGAUGUCAUAAUCGUUGCUCCUGGGGUACUCAAAAAGAUCUCUCCAAGCGGCGUCGAUAUAUCGCAACUCGAAGUCGAUGGUCGAUCACAUCGGAGUCGGAGCAAAUGGUGGCCGCGUAGUGGCCAGCGGCAGUGGCACGUAACUGGGUGCAUUGUGUUUUUCGCGAAGUGGAUUGCAUCUCCGAGUGCAUUUCAAUGGCAAUUUCGAACGAUGACGUGAUGAUGAAUAACAUGGCUCGCGUAGAGCGAAUCGUGGGCGACGAAUGCCGCAUCUGUCUCAAGUCGUGCACGGAAACGUGUCAGCUGUUUCGCAAUGGAAUAUCGGAGAAGCUGAUGGCAAUCGCCGCCGUGCAGGCGGAGGAGGGAGAUGGUCUUCCAGCUUCCAUCUGUUUAUCUUGCAACCAUCUGCUCGACAUGUCUUAUGACUUCAAAUGCCAGAUUCAGGAUUCCGAUCUGAAGCUACGUCAGAUCCUGAAAUCACAGAUUCAACCUAUGUUACAUGAUAAACACGCGAAAGAUGUUACAACAAUGGUGAAACAUAUAAUUACGAAUCUAUCCAAUGUAGCCUCCUGUGAUAAAGAUAAUCGUAUCGUGGAACAAAAAAUCUAUUCGCAUCACGAUAUGAUUACAUUCGAUAAUACCAUUCAAUCCGAUGCGAUAAUUAACAAUGAAUCUUGUAUACAUAACGAGUUUAUGCAGAAAACAGAGGAAAUUAUAGAAUCAAAUGGCAAAAAUAAUGCACAAUACGAUGUACUCAAAGAGAAUGUACAUAACACUGAAAUAAUAGAAGUAGCCUUAUGCCACGAGGCACGUAUGGAUGAUGCGCUUGAUAAUCGAUCAAAUAGAUUGUCCGACUCGACAACAGACGACAGACGCAUCAAGCAGGAACAGUUGAUAUUGUCCGAAGACAAUGAGACACCGGAAAGUUUAACGGACGAAAAUAGAGAAGACGCAUUAAAGGUCGAAGUUAAGAACGAUGCGUCGUCAUUUGAGGAUUUCAAUAAUCAUAAUGUUUCAAACUCUGCAAUGUUAGAAGCAGACAAGCAAAAUAUGAAAAACGUUAUGAAUUGCAGUGACGAUGAAGAGAAGCCACUAAUAAAUAGAACAAUCGGACACCACAGAUGUUUGCUUUGCAUGAGAUCAUUUUCGACGAAAGGAGCACUACAACGACAUAUGAUUGUGCACAAACACAAACAUAAACACAAGACAAAGCUGCGUUAUGUGUGUUAUGUGUGUGACAAACAAUUCUCGAGCAUUGCUAAGUUGAAAAGCCAUGUGCUUAACAGUCAUGAAAAUAAUACAGGGGAUGAUAAAAUAUCGCAAGAAAUUAAUGAAAAUAAAAAAAUUAAGACAUCGGCAAAAGUUACUAGAAGUGGCAACGUGUUGGACGGCACAAGAGAAGAGAAGAAAAGUUUUAAAUUUACAUGCAAAGUUUGCUCAAAGCAAUUCAUAUAUCAAAAGUCCUUUUUAUCUCAUGCUAAAACUCAUCCUGAAUAUAACGAAGAGACUUCGAAUGAUGUACUCGAUCAGCAUGUAAAUAAAACAACAAACGAGCAGAAGGAGAGGACACCAAGAGACACCUUCGGAGAAAAUGAAUCCGAAGAGGAAGAAGAAGAAGAGGACGACGAUGAUAGCGAUCUACCGAUCGAAAGUUUACAGUGCACACAGUGCGGUAAGCUUUUCGCUACAAAGAGAAACCUGAAGAGACACAUUUCGACGCAUAGCGGCUUGAAAUUCAAUUGCUCGACCUGCGGGAAAGGGUUCUCAAGAAUUGACAAACUAAAAGAUCACGAACAAUCGAAGCAUAAGGAGGAAAUAUUCGGGAACACUGACGAUGAGGAUGAUGACGAUGAGGAUAAUGAGAACAAAAUCAAUGAGAAUUCCGAGAGUCGGAAGAAGGACCGACACAACAGGCCGCAUAAAUGUGCGCUCUGUCCGAAGGCGUUUGCGCAGGCUCAAUCUCUGGCGAACCAUGUAGAGAGGCACAAACGAGUGAAGGACACACAGAAGCGAUUUCUCUGUGAGAAGUGCAGCAAGUGUUUUGCCCAGAGCGGUUCGCUGGUGGCGCAUAUGCGCACGCACACUGGCAUCAAACCGUACGUGUGUAACACGUGCAGCCGCGCUUUUACCAAGAGCACAUACUUGCAAUUGCAUUUGAGGACUCACAGCGGUGAGAAACCGUACAUUUGUCAAUAUUGUAGCAGGGCGUUCGCCCGAGCCAACACCCUGGCGCGACACAUCACCAUGCACACCGGUGAGGCCAAGUAUCAUUGCAACGUCUGCGCCAAGUCCUUCCGACGAUUGACCUCUCUGAACGAGCAUACGUACACGCAUACCGGUCAGCGACCAUAUGUGUGCAAGCUUUGUACCAAAAGCUACAAUAAUGCUGGAUCAUUGUACGCCCAUACGAAGAAGUGCAAAGCGCAGCAGUUAUCCGGCUCAACAACGGCCACGAUCGGUUUUGCGGUCUCUGCGACGGACAACACGCCGCAGCAGAACGAUACGCCCAUGCCCCAACUACUGAUCUACUCUCAGAGAAAAUUGGUAGAGGAAGCGACGGUAGGUCAAGUCGUAUCCACGCCGCAAUACAUGAUGGCGAAUGUGCACAAUCAGAAAACCGUGCCCGCUAACGUAAUUCAAUCGUUUACCGUAGAGGAUCCGAAUGUGUACAAUUCGAAACAAUUUAAGAAUCCGUACUACGCUAUCUAUCCGAACAUGUAACGAUAAUCAUAUCUGAUUGAUUCUUUUUUGAUUGCAUAUGCCCUUUUAAUCAAUUUGUUUCAUUUCUCUAUUCAUGUAAUUUUUAGAUGCUAAAAGAUAAUUAAAUCUCAA
Camponotus floridanus (Florida carpenter ant) is the source of this 2857-nucleotide messenger RNA. Its product is annotated as zinc finger protein 84. NCBI's taxonomy places the organism in Eukaryota, Metazoa, Arthropoda, Insecta, Hymenoptera, Formicidae. Gene Ontology annotation, cellular component: nucleus. The coding region runs from base 221 to 2746 and encodes 841 amino acids. Gene Ontology annotation, molecular function: zinc ion binding. The record is from RefSeq and is a predicted model, not a curated record. The transcript has 4 exons.